ACGUGACGUGCUCCACCGGUUCAACUUCCUGUUUCCAGCUCUUUUCCUUAUUUUUGUUUUCUCUUACAGCUUAUCACUGACUGUAUUGCACCAGUUUGAGGUGUAUAAACAUAUUCUUAUUUUUCUCCGCUGAACGAAUCUCACUGUCAAGCUCGUUCGGAAACACACCGGUUAACCGAGGCUAUAUCUCGGUUGCUAAUGCUAGCUGUGACAGCUGCAGUGCGGAUGCUCCUUGAGGCUUUGCUUUUGACGAUUGGAUUGAGCUCUCCGGUGCGCUUCGCGUCGAUCAGGACCAUUUGUAGGUGUUCAGUUUCCCCCACUAGCGCUCAAGCACCAUGGCAGGUCUGCUUUCAGUGCAGUGUUUAGCCUCUUUGAGGACACCUGGGAGUCUAAUUCAUGCGAGAAGCGCUGCUUUGGGGAUUCAUACGCGACACUACAGCAGCAAAAAAUCCUCUUCGUCGGAGUAUUUGCACCAAAGCGUGGUGCCGUCGAUGCAUUACCAGAAGAGCCUCCCCAGACUACCCAUACCCAAACUGGAGGAUACAAUCAGGAGGUAUUUAGCUGCCCAGAAGCCUCUGUUGGGUGAUGACCAGUUCAGAGCAACAGAGAAACUUGCUCAGGAUUUCCAGAACGGUGUGGGGAAGCAGCUGCACGAAGAGCUGGUCGCUCAGGACAAAAACAACAAACACACAAGCUACAUCUCAGGGCCGUGGUUCGACAUGUAUCUCUCUGCACGCGACUCCGUGGUGCUCAACUUCAACCCCUUCAUGUCCUUCAAUCCCGACCCCAAGACGGAGUACAACGACCAGCUGUUGCGCGCGACCAACAUGGUGUGUUCAGCGGUGCGCUUCAUGAAAACCCUCCGGGCUGGUCUACUGGAGCCAGAGGUUUUCCACCUGAACCCGGCCAAAAGCGACACGGACGGAUUCAAGAACCUGAUCCGUUGGGUCCCGUCCUCCUUGUCUUGGUAUGGAGCCUACAUGGUGAAUGCCUACCCCCUGGACAUGUCGCAGUACUUUCGCCUCUUUAACUCAACUCGGAUUCCAAAGCGCGGCCGGGAUGAGCUCUUCACCGAUGAUAAGGGGCGACAUCUGCUAGUGAUGAGGAAAGGCAACAUGUACGUGUUUGACAUUGUAGACAGGGAUGGGAAUUUGGUGAAGCCUGCAGAGGUCCAGUCACACUUUAAGUACAUUUUGUCUGAUUCGACGCCAGCGCCCGAGUUCCCUCUGGGCGUCCUGACCAGUGAGAACAGAGACGUUUGGGCCGGGCUCAGGGAGAAGCUCCUCGCAGCUGGAAAUGCAGAGGAGUUGCGGGUCGUCGACAGCGCCCUUUUCUGUCUCUGUCUGGAUGAUGAGAGCAUGCGGGACCAUAUUCACAUCUCCCACAACAUGCUGCAUGGGGAUGGCUGCAACCGCUGGUACGACAAGUCCUUCACCAUCAUCCUCACUAAAGACGGACAGGCUGCUAUUAACUUCGAGCACUCCUGGGGCGACGGAGUAGCUGUGCUUCGCUUUCAGAACGAGGUCUUUAAAGACACAACGGAGCAGCCGCUGGUACACCCGGGUUCUGCUCCGGCCGCUGUGGAUUCAGCCUCCGCUGUGCGCAGGCUUCAGUUCAACCUGGACGGCGAGCUGAAGAACGGCAUCAAAAAAGCAAAGGAGAACUUCGACUCGGCCGUGUCGAAGCUCACCAUCGACGCCAUGGAGUUCAAGAAGGGCGGGAAGGAACAGUUGAAGAAGAGCAAGCUGAGUCCAGAUGCUGUCGCCCAGCUGGCUUUUCAGAUGGGCUUCCUGAGGCAGUACGGACAGACGGUAGCCACGUACGAGUCCUGCAGCACCGCAGCGUUCAAGCACGGCCGCACGGAGACCAUCCGCCCGGCCACGAUACACACCAAGCAGUGCUCGCACGCCUUUGUCUGCGAGCCAGGCAAACACAGUGCGACGGAGUUGCGGGCCAUGCUCAGUGAAUGCUCAAAAUAUCACGGGCAGCUCACCAAAGAAGCCGCUAUGGGUCAAGGUUUUGACCGUCACCUGUUCGCUCUGCGGUACCUGUCCAACUCAAAAGGCCAAGGUCUGCACAGCCUGUACGCGGAUCCAGCUUACGCCGCCAUCAACCACAACAUUUUGUCCACCAGCACCCUCACCAGCCCCGCCGUCAAUCUCGGCGGCUUCGCCCCGGUGGUGCCCGAUGGCUUCGGCGUGGGCUACGGCGUCCACGACAACUGGAUCGGCUGCAACGUGUCCAGUUAUCCAGCUCGCAACGUCCACGAGUUCCUGCAGUGUGUCCAAAAGUCUUUAGAGGACAUUUUCAGUGUCCUAGAAGGGAAGCCACUCAGCUAAGAAAUUAAAUUGAUCACCAAAGACAAAAAAAAAAAAAAAAAUGUAGUUUUACGCAACAGGGAACGUAAGCGCGGUUGUCAUUCAAAGCUUCUGGUUAUAUUAUUACAUUUAUGCACAAUGAAGACAGAGAUUAGUAAAAUAUUUCAUACGGCAUAGGAGGCUCUCGAGAAGAAUAACAGAAUCCCAGUAAUUAAAUAGAUCUUUUAGAAAUUAAACUGUGUGUUGCCUCAUUGUUAGUAAAUUAAACUUCAUCUGUUUACACAUGGGAAGAGCAACUGUUGGAGAACUAAAUCUCCAGUGUUGGUUAUUGACUUUGUAUUUAAUGACAAAGCUAUGUUAAACGCAAUAACUUUCUAUUUAAACUAAUUUAACCAGACAGUUCAUUGUGACAGCAGUGUAGUCCGUAGCUUGAUGGUAGGAUUAACUGUUGUAGGGUUAUAUUGUGCAACUGCAGCCAAGAUCAGCUAAGAGUGCUACUUGUCAUUAUUCAUUCAUAACUCUCUUUUGCAGUUGAUGUCAGGAGAGAGAUGCUGUGCCUUAUGAAAAAUCAUGUGAAGCUCAACAUUUACAGAAUACUCACUGUAUUUAAAUUGUCAUUAUUGAUUACAGUUUUGUUGGGAUUGAUUGUAUUUUGAAGUAAAACUUAAUUUAAUUAA
Messenger RNA from Mugil cephalus (flathead mullet), 2995 nucleotides. RefSeq names its product carnitine palmitoyltransferase 2 (gene cpt2). Gene Ontology annotation, cellular component: mitochondrion. Bases 336 to 2339 code for a protein of 667 amino acids. The record is from RefSeq and is a predicted model, not a curated record. Gene Ontology annotation, molecular function: carnitine O-palmitoyltransferase activity. Gene Ontology annotation, biological process: fatty acid beta-oxidation. Lineage: Eukaryota; Metazoa; Chordata; Actinopteri; Mugiliformes; Mugilidae. The transcript is spliced from 5 exons.